AUGCAGCAGCUUAUCCGUCAGUGCAAAGAGACGCUACGCUCUCUAGGAUUUGAUUUGUUUGUCCCUUUUAGCGUGCAGCACUACAAUAGUUUGGUUCAAAAACGGUUUCAGGUUAGCGAUUACGGGAGAGAAAACACUUUGGCAAUUCUGAUCGGGAAUACUCGGAAUUUAUGGACUCCAUUUAUUAAGCAUUUGUGUGAAAUUGAUUAUCAGUGCGAUCAAGAUCCGAAUCCACUUGACUCUUACACAAAGUCUUGUGUCACUUCAUCUUUCCAGAUCUUUCCCGUUGAGCAAGAUAUUCACUACACUUGGGAAAUGACGCGUGGACGCAUUCUUCCUUUCCAACGCAUAUCUGAAAUUAGCGGGUUAUGCGAAAACAGCAAACUAAGUCAUUUGACCUACCAUCCCAAGUAUAGUUCCUGGAUCGGUCUUCGCGCAGUGGCGAUUCUCAACGCCGAUUUUGAAGAUGCAAAAGAAUUCGCUCUUCCUCCCAUCCAGCCGUGCAUUUGUCAAGAAUGCGAUGAGAAGGCGAAAGUGGUCUUAGAUGAGUUAAUGCGCACAACGGAUUACAUGGAGCUGCAUAGAAACGACGAAGUCUGGAGGAGAUGGCUGUCAUUACGAACCAUCUGCGAGAAACAGCCGUACGUGUAUUCGUGGCCGCAAGCGGCUUACCACUAUUCAAAGAAUCAGAAGUACUUGGUUGGGGAGAAGGAGCGGAUGCAGAAGGGAACGUUUGAGCUGGAUUAUGAUUGGGUGGCAGACUUUAAUAAGGAUAUUUUGGGAUAUAAGAGGGAGAUAUUUUUUUGCGUUUGUUCUAUCAUACCACACAAAAUCAGGCGAAAAAAGAGAGAGUUUGUCACAAAUAUCUAG
Blastocystis hominis is the source of this 870-nucleotide messenger RNA. RefSeq lists its product as hypothetical. NCBI's taxonomy places the organism in Eukaryota, Bigyra, Opalinata, Blastocystidae. The record is from RefSeq and is a predicted model, not a curated record. Gene Ontology annotation, molecular function: cyanocobalamin reductase (cyanide-eliminating) (NADP+) activity; demethylase activity; FAD binding. The coding region runs from base 1 to 870 and encodes 289 amino acids. Gene Ontology annotation, biological process: cobalamin metabolic process. The transcript is spliced from 5 exons. Gene Ontology annotation, cellular component: cytoplasm.